Erinaceus europaeus (western European hedgehog) is the source of this 2267-nucleotide messenger RNA. It is a transcript of the gene WNT9B, whose product is annotated as Wnt family member 9B. Gene Ontology annotation, cellular component: extracellular region. Gene Ontology annotation, biological process: cell fate commitment; neuron differentiation; canonical Wnt signaling pathway. The transcript is spliced from 4 exons. The record is from RefSeq and is a predicted model, not a curated record. Gene Ontology annotation, molecular function: cytokine activity; frizzled binding. The coding region runs from base 54 to 1127 and encodes 357 amino acids. NCBI's taxonomy places the organism in Eukaryota, Metazoa, Chordata, Mammalia, Eulipotyphla, Erinaceidae.
AGCUAGCGCUCCCGGGCGCAAGGAGAUGCAAGAGGGUGCCUGCCGCCGGCACCAUGCACCCCGGGCCCGUGCCUGCCCUGGCCGCGCUCUGCCUGCUGGCGCUGCCUGUCGCCGCCGCCGCCUACUUCGGCCUGACUGGGCGGGAGGUCCUGACACCCUUCCCAGGGCAGGGCACAUUGAUGGCCCCUGCACAGGGUGGGGCCCACCUGAAGCAGUGUGACCUGCUGAAGCUGUCCCGCCGCCAGAAGCAACUUUGUCGCAGGGAGCCCGGCCUGGCUGAGACCCUGCAGGAUGCGGCACACCUCAGCCUGCUCGAGUGCCAGUUCCAGUUUCAGCAUGAGCGCUGGAACUGCAGCCUAGAGGGGAGGACUGGCCUGCUCAAGAGAGGUUUCAAGGAGACAGCCUUUCUGUAUGCUGUCUCCUCAGCUGCCCUCACCCACACCCUAGCCCGAGCCUGUAGUGCCGGCCGCAUGGAACGCUGCACCUGCGAUGACUCUCCAGGCCUGCAGAGCCGGCAGGCCUGGCAAUGGGGAGUGUGUGGUGAUAACCUCAAGUACAGCACCAAGUUCCUGAGCAAUUUCCUGGGGCCCAAGAGAGGCAGCAAGGACCUGCGGGCACGGGCAGAUGCCCACAACACCCAUGUGGGCAUCAAGGCUGUGAAGAGUGGCCUCAGGACCACGUGCAAGUGCCAUGGUGUGUCAGGCUCCUGCGCUGUUCGCACUUGCUGGAAACAGCUCUCUCAGUUCCGUGAGACUGGGCAGGUGCUGAAGCUACGCUACAACUCAGCUGUCAAGGUGUCUAGUGCCACCAAUGAGGCCUUGGGCCGCCUGGAACUGUGGGCACCUGUUAGGCCAGGAAUCCCUGCCAAGGGCCUGGCUCCAAGACCAGGGGACCUAGUCUACAUGGAGGACUCACCCAGCUUCUGUCGGCCCAGCAAGUACUCCCCUGGCACAGCGGGAAGGGUGUGUUCCCGGGAGGCCAGCUGCAGCAGCCUGUGCUGUGGACGUGGAUAUGACACUCAGAGCCGCCUGGUGGCCUUCUCUUGCCACUGCCAGGUGCAGUGGUGCUGUUACGUGGAGUGCCAGCAGUGUGUGCAGGAGGAGCUCGUGUACACCUGCAAACACUAGGCUGCUCCUCACUGUGCCAGCUGGGCACCACCAAGACCUUCCUCAGUCAUUUGAAGGCCACCCAACUGUCCAGCUGACCCCUUUGGACAGGCACACACAGUCUGCAUGCACUUACCCAUGUACACACUAGUGCACAUGCACCCCACACUCCACCGAGCCUCAUAGCCUUUCCCUUUCUAAAGUCUCAGCAGAGAGAGAUGCAGGCCACAUCCCUGAACCUAAGUGUCUCUAGCCUUGUUGAGGACUUGGAGCAGGAGAGCAAAGUGGGAAAGGAUAUGGAGGACAAAGAGGGAGGCCAAGAGAUGCACAGGACCAAGGUUUUGGAGGGGGGAAUGAAGGGACAUCCCAGUAGCUCCACUCCUGGAUGAGUGACUUUAGACCCUCUAGUGAGCUUGCAGGCCAAAAAGGCAGCAGGAGGCAGUGUAAACUGGAGGCAGGGGCUUGAAUCUCUCUGGAUUAUGUCAGCCAGCCCUCCGGUCCUGCCCAGGGCACAGGGAGCCAAGGGGUCAUACACCUGUACUUCUCCUGAGGGCUAACUAUGCCAAUGUAGGGGAAGGGCUAGCUUAUGUAAGCUAUUGAAGAAAGGAAAGCUUCCUGCCUUGACCUAUCUAAGUCACAGCCCUGGAGCCUGGUACCUUUGACCUAGCUUUUCAAAUGUCCCUUCAGGGAAACCCCCAUUCUUAUCUUGAGAGAAGAUAGACCCACAUCUAUCCAGCCCUACUCAGUGAAACACAGUGCAGGCAAGAUAGGGAGGAGGGCCAGCACCAAGAAGGUGUUCAGAGGUAUUCAGGGCUGCACAGGAAGAUGGUGUACAGAGCCUUUAAACUUGGCCCAGAACAGGGUGAUAAGGCCCUGUGUUGGGGCACACAGAGGCAUAGUGAUCUCAGUUUCUCAGUCUCCCCUGAACUUGCUUUGGCCAGUUCUGCUGGGCUAGACUCUCUCUCCUGUACUGUGAGGCUCUCACAUAGCAGGUAUUUAUGAGCCAGGAGUGUUGGGUUUGCCUAUGAUUUCAGUUCCAUUUCUAUUCUUAAUGUUCAUUUAUCUGAUUACGACUUUAAGCUAGAGACAGAGGUACAGGAAAGCCAUUGCUAAGUCUGGUCCCUUGGGGGUCCCUCAUUCCUUCAUUUUUGUAUGACCCUU